Nyctereutes procyonoides (raccoon dog) is the source of this 4518-nucleotide messenger RNA. RefSeq names its product BAR/IMD domain containing adaptor protein 2 (gene BAIAP2). Gene Ontology annotation, cellular component: nucleoplasm; cytosol. The coding region runs from base 73 to 1638 and encodes 521 amino acids. NCBI's taxonomy places the organism in Eukaryota, Metazoa, Chordata, Mammalia, Carnivora, Canidae. The transcript is spliced from 15 exons. Gene Ontology annotation, molecular function: protein binding; cytoskeletal adaptor activity. Gene Ontology annotation, biological process: plasma membrane organization; actin filament bundle assembly; positive regulation of actin filament polymerization. The record is from RefSeq and is a predicted model, not a curated record.
CCCGCCGCCCGCCGCCGCCCGCGCCCCCGCUCCCGCUCCGCCCCGCGGCCCGCCGGACCCGCACCCCGCACCAUGUCGCUGUCGCGCACGGAGGAGAUGCACCGGCUCACGGAGAACGUGUACAAGACCAUCAUGGAGCAGUUCAACCCCAGCCUCCGGAACUUCAUUGCCAUGGGGAAGAACUAUGAGAAGGCCCUGGCAGGUGUGACCUACGCAGCCAAAGGCUAUUUUGACGCCCUCGUGAAGAUGGGCGAGCUAGCCAGCGAGAGCCAGGGCUCCAAGGAACUCGGAGACGUUCUCUUUCAGAUGGCGGAAGUCCACCGGCAGAUUCAGAAUCAGCUGGAAGAGAUGCUCAAGUCGUUCCACAAUGAGCUGCUCACACAGCUGGAGCAGAAGGUGGAGCUGGACUCCAGGUACCUGAGUGCCGCGUUGAAGAAAUACCAGACGGAGCAAAGGAGCAAGGGUGACGCACUGGACAAGUGCCAGGCCGAGCUGAAGAAACUCCGCAAGAAGAGCCAGGGGAGCAAGAACCCGCAGAAGUACUCGGACAAGGAGCUGCAGUACAUCGACGCCAUCAGCAACAAGCAGGGCGAGCUGGAGAACUACGUGUCGGACGGCUACAAGACGGCGCUGACCGAGGAGAGGAGGAGGUUCUGCUUCCUGGUGGAGAAGCAGUGCGCCGUGGCCAAGAACUCGGCCGCCUACCACUCCAAGGGCAAGGAGCUGCUGGCACAGAAGCUGCCGCUAUGGCAGCAGGCCUGCGCCGACCCCAACAAGAUCCCAGACCGCGCGGUGCAGCUGAUGCAGCAGAUGGCCAGCAGCAACGGCUCCGUCCUCCCCAGCGCCCUGUCGGCCUCCAAGUCCAGCCUGGUCAUCUCAGACCCCAUCCCGGGGGCCAAGCCCCUGCCGGUGCCCCCCGAGCUGGCCCCGUUUGUGGGGCGGCUGUCUGCCCAGGAGAGCACGCCCGUCAUGAAUGGCGUCUCGGGCCCAGAUGGCGAAGACUACAGCCCCUGGGCCGACCGCAAGGCCGCCCAGCCCAAGACCUCGUCUCCUCCACAGUCACAGAGCAAGCUGAGCGACUCCUACUCCAACACGCUCCCCGUGCGCAAGAGCGUGGCUCCGAAGAACAGCUACGCAGCCACCGAGAACAAGACCCUGCCGCGCUCCAGCUCCAUGGCGGCUGGCCUGGAGCGCAACGGCCGCAUGCGAGUGAAAGCCAUCUUCUCCCACGCGGCCGGGGACAACAGCACCCUGCUGAGCUUCAAGGAGGGAGACCUCAUCACCCUGCUGGUGCCUGAGGCCCGGGACGGCUGGCACUACGGCGAGAGCGAGAAGACCAAAAUGCGGGGCUGGUUUCCCUUCUCCUACACCCGGGUUCUGGACGGCGACGGCGGCGACAGAUUGCACAUGAGCCUGCAGCAGGGAAAGAGCAGCAGCACGGGGAACCUCCUGGACAAGGAGGACCUGGCCCUCCCGCCCCCCGACUACGGCACGUCAUCCCGUGCGUUUCCUGCCCAGACGGCCGGUACCUUCAAGCAGAGGCCCUACAGCGUGGCUGUGCCUGCCUUCUCCCAGGGUCUAGAUGACUACGGAGCACGGGCUGUGAGCAGCGCCGAAGUGGAAGUGGCCAGAUUCUGAGCCGCCCCUCACUAGACUUAGCCCCGGGGAAGCAAGCCCCGACGACAAGCAAGGGGAAGCCCGGCGCUCCGGGCCAGGGCCCGUCUGUGCCCGCCCCACCCCGUCGCCGAAAAGCCUGCCCACGAAGCUGGCACCCGCAUCCUCUACCACAUGGAGCACCGCCGUGAUGUGCUCCUCCCCACGGGCAGUGACCGCUUCAACAGUCCUGGACUCUCUUCUCUCACCGCAUCUGAGCUGCAGCGUGAGGAACUUCUGGAGAAUUCUGGAGACAAAUGCUCUUGACAUUUGGGGACGGGGUGGAUGGAAAUGCCUUCCCUGCCUCUAGAUUCCUUCUUCCAAGAGGCCUUAGGAGGCCUACGCCUGCCACCCCCGCUGCCCCUCGGCCCCGGGGCUCUGGAGGGAGCCCGGCCUCUGCCCCAGCCCGCCCCCCUGGCACAGGGCUGCAGCCCCCCGCGGGAGCCGGGGCAUCCCCCACAGACUGGGCCUGGCCCGGGACUCACCCGGGGUGGGUGUCAGGGCCCCUGGGGAGUUUGAGGCACCCCUGCCUGCUCUGCCAAGGUGCCCCCUGGGUGAGGCCCUGAGGGGCGGGACACAGUGGACUCCACCCCGGGAGGGCCGGCAUCCCGGAGGCACAGGGACCAGUCAGGCCCCAGAGGAGAAAGUUGAGGAUGAAGUGGAAAUCUGGGCUCCCUCUGCUCCAGAACCACAGAAGGCUGGGAACCGCACCCCGAAACGACGCGGCUGUUCUCCGAUCACAUGUUUCUCGCUCACCCUCACGUAGUGGACUCAGAAUAGGCGACGCCCGGAGUGCGCGGCGAGAGGUUGAAGUGGAGAGGUGCUGGGCCAUGGCACUCGGCCCCCCUCGGCUGUAGGGUCUGCAGGCAGGACCCCCGUGCCCUGCGACGCCCCGAAGCGUGACUGCUAACCGGGUGCUGGAUCGCCCCUGGGGAGGGGCCCGGCUGGGCAGGGAGCUGGCGGCGCCGGCGGCCCUGGGCCUGCCCUGCCGAGUGUAGACCACCCCGUCGGGGGCCCAGCGGGGGUGCUCCCGUGGGGACAGGAGGGGCCGGCUUAGGGCAGACCCUGCCAUCCAGAUGGUCCCUGCCGCCCUUUGCCGGCGCGACUGGAGCCUCCUUAUAUCUUGGUGGUCUGCGGUCACGCGUCAGCUCCCCCGGCAGUGACGGAUGUCCGCGGGGCCGGGGACUGUGCAGGGGGGCCCUGGGUUGGGAUUUUGUCCUGUUGCGUCAGCAGGGGGCUGACCUGCCGGGCUCACCCGGGCGCCCACCCUGGGGCAGCUGCUGAGCCCCAUCUUCCCCGAAGGCAGGAGGCCCCCGGGACCUGCGGUGUCGAUGGCACGGUGCCCUGCGCUGUUUUGGGGAAGAUGAGAAAGGGGGGUCGGAGGCCAGGCACCCUCUGGUGGGGGGCCUCUCUGGCCCUGCCACCCCCCUCCGGCCCCAGCUGCUGCGGCUGGGUCCCCGGCCCCGGGGCCAGGGCAGGAGUCGGUGUGCCGCCCACAGCCGCUUGGCCCCGCACGGGAGCUGCUCGGCCCCCACCUCCACCUGAACAAAGCUGCCCCAGUGCGGCCCCCCAGACGCCCCCUGCCUUGACCCCGGCUGGGGACAGCCAAGGGCCCGGAGCCACCUUCUGGAGCCAGAGUUAAGUCACGGCGGCAGGGCCUGGGGCAGACGUCACUGUCAGGUGACAGCACACCUGGCCUUGGGAGCCGGAGGUGGCCACUGCCCCCCGAGCAUCUGAGCUGCGGCCGGUCUGCACACGUCAGCCAGGAGAGACUGGCGCGCCUGGGGGAGGCCGCAGGGCGGGAAGGGCCUUGAACGCCGGGCUCGUCACGCUCCACGUCAGAAGACGCUCACGGGCCACGGGGCCAAGCAGGAUCCUUCUGUCCCCGCGCAGACGUGGAAGCCGUGCACCAAUAAGUCGGCCGCUCUCCCUAGUUUAUCCUUUAAAAUUUCCGUCCGAGUUGUCUCAGUGUCUUAGAAAACACAGGGAGGCGCCCCCAGCCCACGUGCCCCCCAGCUGCCGUGGACGCCAGCCCAGCUGUGCCAGAGGCGACCCCUGCCCCAGGUAAUGGCCUGAGAGCCAAGUGCUUCGCCGGGGUGCAGUCCUGUCCGUGCCGAGCCCUCCGUGUCCCACGUACCAUCUGUGCUGUCACCCCUGGGGCCGCCUGACGACGCCCAACCCGCUGUCCUCUGCUGUCCCUGCCCAGGCAGGGCCCCCCGAGCCCCUCGGGGACUCCGAGGGGAGGCUUCGGCGAGGACCAGGCUGUGUGCCGGCCUCUGCUGUGCUCAUCUUGUCCCAUCUCAACCUCUUGUCUGGCGAGUCCGUCUGUCCGUCAGCUGUGGCCUCAGGCAUGCAGGGGAGGGUGCAGCUCCCUGGACUGACAGGUGGCUGAGCCCUGGUCCAGCCCUGCUGGCCCACGGCCGCCGGUGUGCGUGCCCCCCGUGUGUGUCCUGUUGGUGUGGGGCGGCCGAGGCCCCGUGUCUGCCCCCAGCCACCUUCCGGGACCCCGGGAUGCAUGGGCCGGGUGUGUGUGAGCUGCUGAGCUGUGUGUGUCCGUGGCGUGUCUAAAAACGGGCAGGUGGAGGGUCCUCUUGGCCUCGUGGGGCGGCGGCUCCCCAAACCUGGGCGCAGGCCCCCUCAGGACUGCCUCAGGUUUUGGAGAAAGAAGUGGCUCCUGGCCGUGGGGCGCAGGCAGUCAGCUGGCCCUGUGCACGGAGCCCGUCCCUGGCUGUCCCCAGCAGGCUCCAUGGUCUCCCUGCUCUGGGCUCCCGCUGGGGACCCUGGGGCCUGGGCAGCCCAGGUGGCUCGGUGCCCGACGGUGCCCCUCCCGGCACUAAAACCACUCUCCUCUCCUCUCCUCUCCUC